AUGGCUCUCACACAGGUGUCCUCCAACAAGUGCGCCGGUGGGUUUCAGAAGGUUUUUGAACAUGAAAGCUCUGAGCUCAGGUGUAAGAUGAAGUUCGCCGUCUACCUGCCCCCCAAAGCCGACACCGCCAAGUGUCCCGUCAUGUACUGGCUCUCAGGUCUGACGUGUACCGAGCAGAACUUCAUCACUAAAGCCGGCAGUCAGCUUCCUGCGGCGGAGCACGGCAUCAUCAUCGUAGCUCCGGACACUAGCCCACGUGGUUGUAACAUCGAGGGGGAGGAUGAGAACUGGGAUUUCGGCACUGGAGCUGGUUUCUAUGUCGACUCCACGGAGGACCCCUGGAAGACCAACUACCGCAUGUACUCCUACGUCACCACGGAGCUCCCCAAACUGAUCAAUGCUAACUUCCCCACCGACCCAGACAGGAUGUCCAUCAGCGGUCACUCUAUGGGCGGCCACGGGGCGCUCAUCUGUGCCCUGAAGAACCCUGGGAAAUACAAGGCUGUGUCUGCAUUCGCUCCCAUCUGUAACCCGAUGCAGUGUCCCUGGGGACAGAAAGCCUUCUCAGGAUACCUGGGCUCUGACAGGUCCACGUGGGAGGCGUACGAUGCCACCGUGUUGGCGGCGGCGUACUCCGGUCCUCAGCUCGACAUCCUUAUUGAUCAGGGCCGCGACGACCAGUUCCUGACGGCCAGUCAGCUGCUGCCCGACAACCUGAUCGCCGUCUGCUCUGAGAAGAAAAUCCCUGUUGUCUUCAGACUGCAGCCGGGCUACGACCACAGCUACUUCUUCAUCUACUCCUUCAUGCACGAUCACAUCAAGCACCACGCCAAGUACCUCAACGCCUGAGCAGCUAUGGACAUGGUCGUCCAGUUCACUGUGACCCUGCGCUGCUCUCCUGCCGUCCAACUGAUCUGCUUUCAAUUGUCGUCUGACUCACUGAAGAAUCGACUAUAAUAAGAGCAAUCCUGUUUCCUGAAAACCAUAAAAUAAGUCGAGUCACUGUCAUUUAAUCCCAGUUUGAAGCCGUCGUGCCUUCAGUCUAAAGACUUAAUUAGAAAAAAAGCUUUCUGGGUAAUUUGAGUUGAAGCCACAGUUCUCAGACAGUAUUAGUUAAAUAUCAGUGGAAAUGAGCCGCCAGUUGCAGCCAGCUGUACUUUUCAGAAUAAAAGCCUCUGUUAUUCA
This is a messenger RNA of Dicentrarchus labrax (European seabass), 1185 nucleotides long. It is a transcript of the gene esd, whose product is annotated as esterase D/formylglutathione hydrolase. The record is from RefSeq and is a predicted model, not a curated record. Gene Ontology annotation, cellular component: cytosol. Gene Ontology annotation, biological process: formaldehyde catabolic process. The transcript is spliced from 8 exons. Bases 1 to 849 code for a protein of 282 amino acids. NCBI's taxonomy places the organism in Eukaryota, Metazoa, Chordata, Actinopteri, Moronidae. Gene Ontology annotation, molecular function: S-formylglutathione hydrolase activity.